Molecule: messenger RNA, 1383 nt
Organism: Trichoderma atroviride IMI 206040
Lineage: Eukaryota; Fungi; Ascomycota; Sordariomycetes; Hypocreales; Hypocreaceae
Cellular component (GO): endoplasmic reticulum membrane
Molecular function (GO): phosphatidate cytidylyltransferase activity
Source: RefSeq, a predicted model, not a curated record
AUGGCCAGAUCAAAGAGAGGGGGCAAGUCCCCCAUGAAGAGCGCCAACGGCCAGUUCAGCGGCUCUGAGGGCCGCCGAUCGAGCUUCAGCGACAAGAGCGAAGAGGGGUCCCCAACAAGAACCAGGGCGCAGAACCAGGCCAAGCUGGCGGUUGUCGAAGAGAAGCCCACGACUGCCGCAGAGAAACAGGCCGAGUACGAGAAGAAGAAGGCGAAUUUCUGGACGCGAACGCUAUGGACGCUGGUCAUGAUCUCUGGCUUCUUCGGCGCAUUGUUCAUGGGCCACAUUUACAUGAUUGCCAUUGUCACUGCAGUCCAGAUCAUCUCCUUCAAGGAAGUCAUUGCCAUUGCCAACGUUCCCAGCCGAGCCAGAUCUCUGCGCUCCACCAAGAGCCUGAACUGGUAUUUCUUGGCCACCACCAUGUAUUUCCUCUACGGCGAGAGCGUCAUCUACUACUUUAAGCAUAUUGUUCUUGUUGACAAGGUGCUUCUUCCUCUGGCUACCCACCAUCGCUUCAUCAGCUUUAUGCUCUAUGUCUUUGGAUUUGUCUUUUUCGUUGCCUCACUUCAAGCCGGCAACUACAAAUUCCAAUUCACCAACUUUGCUUGGACUCACAUGGCCCUGUACCUUAUUGUCGUGCAGGCCCAUUUCGUCAUGAACAACAUCUUUGAGGGAAUGAUUUGGUUCUUCCUGCCAGCGGCCCUAGUCAUUACCAACGACAUAUUUGCCUACAUCUGCGGCAUCAUGUUUGGUCGCACACAACUCAUCAAGCUCUCGCCAAAGAAGACGGUUGAAGGAUUUGUCGGUGCUUGGAUCAUGACCGUCCUCUUCUCCUUUUUGCUUGUCAACAUCCUGAUGCGCUCCAAAUACUUUAUCUGCCCCGUCAACGAUCUGGGCGCCAAUGUCUUCACCGGACUCAAAUGCGAUGUCAACCCCGCCUUCGUGCCUCACACCUACGAGCUCCCACAAUUCUUCUUCCUGCCACCAAACACCAGCUUCUCCCUAACGUUUGCGCCGAUGCAACUGCACGCCCUGGCCCUGGCCACCUUUGCAUCUCUCAUUGCUCCCUUUGGUGGCUUUUUCGCCUCCGGCCUUAAGCGCACUUUCAAGAUCAAGGACUUUGGCGACUCUAUCCCUGGACACGGUGGCAUGACGGAUCGAAUGGAUUGCCAGUUCAUCAUGGGCUUCUUUGCCUACAUGUACUUCCACACCUUCAUCGAGGUUCACAAGGUUUCUCUGGGCAGCGUCCUAGAGACGGCCAUUACCAGCCUGGCCCCCGAGGAGCAGGUCGAGCUAGUCAAGAGCAUGUGCCGAUAUCUCAGCAACCAGGGUCUUAUGCCCCAAGAGCUGCAAGCUUGCCUCGAGAGAGCCACGUCUUCAUAA